UGCUUUUGGUGGAGGCUUCAUUGGGUCGAUACCUACCUAUUAUACCUGGGUUAGAUUGUAAAGAAAGCCUCCUAAGAUUUUGCAAUUCCGUGACUAUCCAAGCCUGCUUCGAUUGGUUUCCAGACGGAAAUGUGACGAUAAGGUGGGAUAUCAUGAAUGAAACUCGAGGUGGUUACACGGCUAACGUUACAAUCUUCAACUACUUGAAGUAUCACGACAUUGAAGGACCAUGGGUGUUAGAUUGGAUAUGGGAAGACCAAAUCCUAUUGAGCACUGUAGGUGUUCAAAGUAGUAAUUUUACGAUAUACCCGGACGACAGAAAUAGGGUUAUGAUUGUGGAGUUACCGCCACAAACUGAUGAUAAUGAUGACCAGCUAAUCAUACCAACUUCUAGCAAGGACGGUGGGAUUCCUAGGUUUAGAGAAGAACAUGACGACCUUGCAAAAAGCUCUUUUACGUUCCAAAUUGAUGUUGGCCGAGCUAAUCUAAAAUAUCAUCUUCCGGCAAUUGAUCAUGUAGCUCUGACCACACCAAGAGGGACAUACAUAUGUGAUAAAUUGAUGAAAGUUACUCAAACUCCGGGUUAUCUGAGUAAACUCGUGGAGCACGAGUUGCGGUCAGUGGCGGCGCUAGGUAGAUGGGAGUGGGGUCACUUGCCCCAGUAA
Arabidopsis thaliana (thale cress) is the source of this 665-nucleotide messenger RNA. Its product is annotated as COBRA-like extracellular glycosyl-phosphatidyl inositol-anchored protein family. The transcript is spliced from 3 exons. NCBI's taxonomy places the organism in Eukaryota, Viridiplantae, Streptophyta, Magnoliopsida, Brassicales, Brassicaceae. Bases 153 to 665 code for a protein of 170 amino acids. The record is from RefSeq and is marked reviewed.